GCAGCAGCCGUCGCUGUUUAUUCAGCAUGUGAUAUUGUUGACGUGAAUGAACGUUGUUAGAUUAAGUGCUGUCUAGAUAAAUACUGUUUUAUUGCUUUUAAUAAACGGAUAACACUACUAGCCGUGCGCUAAUGGGGUGUUUUUGUUUUGAACUUUACAGCUAAUAUGUAUUUUAACCCCCCAAACAGCAAAUUUAUGGAGCGACAAUAGCUGAAAGGGUUAGAUUUUAGUGUACGGUAUAUAAUGUAACUGACCCUAACUGUGUUGAAACAAAUGGUUUGAUCCAGCGCACAUUGCAGCUGCCGUGUUAAUGAUUUUUGGCUGGUAGUAGAAGAUCAUUUAUCAGGAUGUCCUCAGUCGAAGAUGCUGUGAUCUCUGCACGGAGCUCAUGGCUGUGCUCGUCACAGAAAAAGCUGUGUGAUGUUCUCAUCAAAACACAAGACAACGGUCCAAACGAUAACUGCACGUUUGGAAAUGACGGGUGUGACCUUGUCUGUCUGGAGAGAGCUGAGGAGGGCUCGCCAUGUGUUGUCACACUUCUGUGCACACCUCACUCUGUAUCUGUGAUCAGCAGUCUCCAGGUUGUCAGUGAAGCCCGCACUAUUGAAGUGUACUCACUGUCUGGAGAUUACUGUGGCACCUGCCGUGGAGAGGAACUUCAAAGAUCACAACCUGAUGAUUCUGAAGUUAAGAGGCAUUUCUACAGGAAUCAUCUGGUGCUGGAAAACCCUGUUGCAUCCUGUGAGGUGAAGCUGCUCUCUCUCGGUGGCCGCUCAUCUGUGGCUAUUGCCCAUGUGGGUGUGGGACUGGAAAUGCUCAAGGACAGACAAGGUGGGCCGAGUAUAGACCCAGGCAUUGACCUUAAGCGUGUGCAGACGAUGAUGGAGGAGAUGGGCACCACCCUUUCACCAGGAGCACAGAAUCUCAUGGAGCUGGUGCAGUGCCAGCAAAAGAAUAAAUCAGAUAUGCUCAAUGGGUUCAUUCCUCUGCUGAUGGGAGGAGGAGCUUUGAGCUGUCUGUCAAGAGGAGGUGGGCCUUCCAGUUCUGCAGGAGCGGAGUCAGGCCCAAAUCUGCCAUCUGGCCUCGGGCAGCUUCUGUCUACAAGCAACCAGAACCAGAUCCCCGAUGCCAUGUCUGCCCUGCUGAGCUCUGAAACGGGCACGAUCAACCCAGACCUGCUUCCGAUGCUGCAGAGCGUAUGCGGUCAGGUCACACAACUCCGAAUGGAGGAAGCCACAUCUUCAGAUAGGAAGAAGAAUGGAGAACAGGAGGGUCAUAUAUGCUGUGGAGGGUUUGAGAAAUUUCUGGAGAGUAUUGUAGAGAAGCGAAUGGAUGAGAUGGAGAGAAGAUUAAAGGAACAUCUGGAUCUGCGUCUGGACGCUCUUCAGCAGAGACUGGAAGUCACGCUUCAGCAGGCACUCUCUCAUAAACACCAGUAAACAACAUCCUCCAACACACAAUACUAACCUGAACACUUUUAACAAGAUCUCUGCCAUGAUCUUUUACUUCAGUGACAACUAAAAGGCCUUUUUAUUCAUGAAAAUUAUGGAUCUACAUAACAAAAAUACUUGUUUCAGCAUCGAUCUUUACUGCAUUGUGUUUAUGGUUUAACAGCAAUCCCUGGUUUUCCGUCCCACCCCGAGAAACUGUACUGACAAGUCGGUUCACUAACACGAGUCCACGAAGAAUAUUAGGUGAUCUUCACAAAUGACAACUACUAUAGGAGCUGUUCUUAAUAA
Molecule: messenger RNA, 1739 nt
Organism: Labeo rohita (rohu)
Lineage: Eukaryota; Metazoa; Chordata; Actinopteri; Cypriniformes; Cyprinidae
Gene: c12h10orf88
Product: chromosome 12 C10orf88 homolog
Exons: 6
Coding region: 348-1439 (363 amino acids)
Source: RefSeq, a predicted model, not a curated record